Molecule: messenger RNA, 2156 nt
Organism: Sabethes cyaneus
Lineage: Eukaryota; Metazoa; Arthropoda; Insecta; Diptera; Culicidae
Exons: 13
Coding region: 96-2156 (686 amino acids)
Source: RefSeq, a predicted model, not a curated record
CUUAGCGAGAAGACCGAGCGUUAGUAGUGCGAGCGAAAGUGUGCUAGUGUAUUCGACCUCCCAGCCAGUCCUUGAAGUGCGGAAUACUACCGAAAAUGGUCUACGAUAGCGAUUUCUACACCACCCGUCGGGUCGGUUCCAGCUACACCCGUCCGACUAUUUCGUCCUACACAGUGACGACUCCGCUGCGAUACUCCGGAAUCCCUCGAUACGAUACAUUCACCACUACUACCACAACGUAUCGCAACCCAAUGCCAUAUAUUGCCCAUAAGCGCAUUGUUCCAGUGUCACGUAUUUCCACCACGCCGUCCAGGGUAAUAGUUUCACCGGUGCGAGUGUUUGGCUCACCCGUCCGCGUUCUGGGAUCGCCGGUUCGGGUUUUCGGUUCACCGGUUCGCGUCAUCAGCUCACCCGUGCGAACCGUGGUCCGAGCCGUUCGAUCGCCAGUUCGUGUAAUUUCUUCGCCGGCAAGGAUCGUUGCAAUUCGCUCGUCCUACUUGCGACCGUCGAUCGUCAACAAAGAAUUCGAUCGUAUCGAACGUAAAUAUCGUGCCAGUCCCGUAAGUAGCGCCCUCGAGCAGUAUUACAACUCGCCCUCAUACUUGGAAUUCGACGACGAGAAACGGGAGAUUCGCAACUCAGCUGCUCUAUUGCUGCGCCAGUUGAACGAUCCAGUGCCACGGCUGAUGCCUCCACCGGUACAGACCGCGAUCCCGGUCUCCGAACCAAACCUCAAAAAAUGGGUAUACGAUCCAUUCAGCCAGCACAACAAGUACAACAGUGACACUUACGUCAAGAGUACCAUCACCGAUCCGCUACGCAGUGUUGCCAGAGACAUCGAAGCCAUGUCCAGAUACCAUUCGCCAGCCUCCCGCUAUGUCGAGUACGUCCUGUUAGACGACAUACUGUGGCGUUACACUUAUUACGUCGAUGACAACGGCAAAAAUCACUUGGCCAGUACGCGCAUAAUCGGAUCAAAGGCGUACCCGAAGACCAAGCCACGAAUUUAUAACUAUGACACAGCCCGGGUCGGCAGAGACGUCAAUGUCAUGUCCCACUAUAGUUCGAACCGCAGUCAGGCCAAAGCCGAUGUUGAGGAAGUGAGAUUAAAUCCAGCCCGGCCUACGCGUAAGUUCAACAACCCGAAACUGUACGACGAUCCGACCGAUCCGAAGCUGCAGGACAAGCAGAGCAAAAUUGACCGGGUGGCUGAGCUGAACAAGGUACGCUACGAACCGGUCAACCUUGAACGGGAACGGGUCAAAGGACUUGAAGAAGCCAAAAAGAAGGAGGAAGAAUCCAUCGAGCGGGAACAAAAACGUCAGGAGGAGAAAGCAAUCCAGGAAGAGAAGGCACGCCUGGACGCGGAAGAAGCCGAGCGGAAACGUCUGGAGGAGGAGAAACUAGCUGAGGAAGCUCGGCUGGCCGAGGAGAGACGAUUGGCCGAGGAAGCGCGGUUAGCCGAAGAAGCACGACAGGCGGAGGAGAAGAAAAAGAAAGCAGCCGAGAAGAAGCGAAAGCAGCAGGAGGAAGAGAAGAAACGACAGCAGGAGCAGGAGGAGGAGCGUAAACGAUUGGAAGAGGAAGAACGCAAGCGAAAGGCCGAAGAGGAGAAGAAACGAUUGGAGGAAGAAGAGCGAAAACGUAAGGAAGAAGAGGAAAAGAAGCGCGCUGAGGAAGAAGAACGUAAACGCAAGGAAGAAGAGGAAAAGAAGCGCUUGGAAGAAGAGCGGCUGGCAGAGGAAGCCCGGCUUGCCGAAGAAGCUCGACUUGCCGAAGAAGCAGCCCAGGCCGAGGAGAAAAAACGUAAGGAGGAAGAGGAGACUCGAAUCACCGAGGCGCAAAAGAUUCGCGAGGAUGAGCUCUCACGGUUGAACGAGCUGGAAAAGCAAGCCAUUGAGGAGGACAACGAAGAGCUGGCUCGAGAAAUUGCAGAACUGAAGGCUAUUGCACAGUCAGAUGAGGAGCUAUUGAAGCGGCAGGCUGCAAAGUUGGAAGACGCACCUGUUGCCGAGGAGGUUCCUUCGGCUGAGGGUGAGGCUGCACCGGUAGCAGAGGAAGUAUUGCCCGAAGCGGCUGUAAGUGCAGAAACCGCACCAGCUGCGGAUGCGGUCGAAGAGAGCAAGACUGAGGAAAGUCCCGCUCCUGAACAGUAG